Molecule: messenger RNA, 1612 nt
Organism: Sinocyclocheilus anshuiensis
Lineage: Eukaryota; Metazoa; Chordata; Actinopteri; Cypriniformes; Cyprinidae
Gene: mitfb
Product: melanocyte inducing transcription factor b
Exons: 8
Coding region: 63-1133 (356 amino acids)
Biological process (GO): regulation of transcription by RNA polymerase II; melanocyte differentiation
Cellular component (GO): nucleus
Molecular function (GO): DNA-binding transcription factor activity, RNA polymerase II-specific; RNA polymerase II cis-regulatory region sequence-specific DNA binding; protein dimerization activity
Source: RefSeq, a predicted model, not a curated record
GAAAGCUGGGCUCGCAGGCCGUGAGCUUGCCGUGCCCCAGACAGGCCCUUGACCACGGGGGAAUGCCUCCGGGGCCGGGCAACAGCGCCCCCAACAGUCCCAUGGCCUUACUGACCCUCAACUCCAACUGCGAGAAAGAGAUGGACGAUGUCAUUGACGACAUCAUUAGUUUGGAAUCCAGUUACAAUGAUGAUAUCAUGGGACUGUCGUUGGACCCCGGACUUCAGAUGGCCAACACGAUCCCCGUGUCAGUGAACCUCUUGGACAUGUAUAGUAACCCAGGCAUGCCUCCUCCGGGAAUCUCUAUCAGUAACUCGUGCCCUGCUAACCUGUCCAACAUUAAAGGGGAAUUCUCUGUUACUCCAUCUCCAGCCAUGAUGCACAUGAUGGACAAGCCCAGCUCCUGUAGCAAGUUUGAGAGCUAUCAAAGGCCUGAAGGGUUUCCUGUGGAGGCAGAAGUUCGCACUCUCGCAAAGGAAAGGCAAAAAAAGGACAACCAUAACUUAAUUGAGAGGCGACGGAGAUUCAACAUUAACGAUCGAAUCAAAGAACUGGGGACUCUGAUUCCUAAAUCAAAUGAUCCGGACAUGCGCUGGAACAAGGGCACUAUUCUGAAGGCCUCUGUGGAUUACAUCAGGAAACUUCAGAGAGAGCAGCAGCGUGCCAAAGAGCUGGAGAACCGUCAGAAGAAGCUGGAACACGCCAACCGCCACCUGAUGCUCAGGAUACAGGAGCUGGAGAUCCAGGCUCGUGCUCACGGACUGGCCGUCGUCUCGUCUACACUCUGCUCAUCAGAGCUAGCAGCCCGGACCAUCAAACAGGAGCCGGUCCUGUGCGACUGCUCCCGGGACAUGUACCCUCACGCACACCCGUCCUGCCCCGACAUGGGCCGCGCCAGCACCCUAGACCUAAACGAUGGCACAAUCACCUUUAACGACUCUAGCAAUUCCACCGAUGCUUAUGGUCUUGGCUCAAAGGCACAUGGCGCUAAACUCGAUGACAUCCUGAUGGACGACACAUUGUCAUCUGUAGCAACGAGCGACCCACUCCUCACCUCCGUCUCGUCCGGAGCCUCGAACGAAAGCAGCUGUAAGGACAGCGUGAACAUGGAGGAGAACGAGCAUGUUUGUUAGUGCAAGGAAUCCUUCGUUUGGCUGUUCAGGGCCGCUGGUUUUUCCGGUAACACCAUUGACUGCUAAGGAAGAAGCACGGCCUGUUUUGUCAAGUGUAAAAUAAUAUUAUUUUCAUGUUUACACUCGUUUUAUUUUAUCGUAUUUUAACCUUAUUCCAGUUUCGUCUACCCAAAUUUCACUGUGUUAUAAUAAUAUCAAAAUAAUCAAGGUCAGUAUCAUAAAAAAGAUUGAUUUGUGUAACUUCUCAUAGGUGUAUUAGAGUACAAUUUAAUCAACUUUGGGAUAAUAUAAAAGUGCACUUGAAAGAUGAUUUCUUUGGUUGUACAGUAGCGUGUUUGCACACAGUUUAGAAGAAUAUUUAUCUUUUCUUAUAUAUCCUUGUAAAGGAAUGACUUAAGCACAAUACUUCCCAUUUAACGUGUAGAUAUUAAGUGACAGACAGUUGAUGUUUAAAGGGAUAGUUCACCCAAAAAUGAAAA